AUGAGGAACCUUAAGAACAAGUGGGUGAAACAAGACUACUUCAGCGGAGGCUUGCACUGCCAAUGCAGCAGCAAGCACUGCUUGAACACACGGAGGGGUCGCCCUAGCGACCACAUCCAGCUCUUUGGCGAAAACAAUGCCCAAUACCAGCCCACCCGAAGUAAUGACAGGAGGACCAGGAUGGACGAGAGGGAGAUGGCUGGACCGGAAGACGCCCAUCCAUAUAAGCGCACACCAGAAGCGGAAGAAGGUCUUAAAGAAACCAUUGAGGGUUUAUUAAAUGUUGGAGUAUUGGAACCAUCUGAUUCCAGUUGGAAUACUCCCAUUUUACCAGUGGAGAAAAAACAGACAGGGAAAUACAGAAUGGCUCAUGAUUUACGGCGCGUGAAUUCAGUUGUGGCAACCCACACUGCGCCCGUGCCUAAUCCUUACACAACGAUGUCGGCAUUAACUCCGUCGCACCGGUGGUUUUCCUGUAUUGAUUUGGCCAAUGCAUUUUUUUGCAUACCUCUACAUGAAUCAGUCCGAGACAUUUUCAGUUUUGAAUUCAAAGGGCAGUAUUUUCGAUACUCUAGGCUUCCACAGGGGUUUGUACUUUCACCAGGAUUGUUUAAUCAAACUUUGAAACAACUCUUACAAUCUCUCGAAUUGCCAGAUGGUGUGAAACUUGUGAUGUACGUAGACGAUUUGCUUCUGGCUGCCCCCGAUUCUGACACUUGUAUGAGAGCAACAGAGGCUUUGUUGCGGAAAUUACAUGAUUUGGGAUUUAAGGUGUCUAGGGAGAAACUGCAAUGUUGUCGCCCUGUGGUUUCUUUUCUGGGACGGGUGCUCUCCUCUCGAGGCACUGGUGUGUCUUCCACACACCGUCAGGCUAUUUUGGAUCACAUUAAGCCAACCACAGUUAAAGACAUGUUAUCAUUUUUAGGUCUGACAGGAUAUAGUAGACACUAUGUCCCUGCCUAUGGUGAAUUAACAGCACCUCUGCGAGCUAUGGUGAAUGAAAAGGGCAUGCGUAACUUGAAAGAAAAACUGGCAUGGACUACGGAAGGGGAGCAAUGUUUUAUACGGUUGAAACAGGCUCUUACGAGCGCUGCGGAUUUGGCUGUGCCUGAUUACACUCUACCAUUUUAUUUGGAUGUUUCUGAAAAAGCACACAUGGUUAACGGUGUGCUCUUUCAGAAAAAAGGGGGUGGUAGGCAAAUACUGAUGUAUUCAAGCGUGACACUGGAUCCAACAGAGGAUAGGCACCCACCAUGCACAAGGCAUGCUGCAGGGGUGGCGAAAAUCUUGCAAAAAACAGCUCAUAUUGUCAUGGGCCAUCCUUUGUCUGUUUUAACAACUCACAGUAUUGUUGCAUAUGUCACCUCAGCAGCAUUUGAUAAAGGGAAGAAAGGAGAGAUGAUACAGAAGGAACAAGAAAAAGCAUCACCGCAUGAAAAAACUGUUUGGUUGGAAAGAGGGGCAAGUGAAGUGGAUGGAUUAUGGAGAGCACCGGAUGGGAGACCGGUGUUACCUCCCGGUCUAGUUAAAUCUCUUUUGAAAGAAGCGCAUGGUUUAACGCAUUGUGGUAAAAAGCAAAUGCAAAGAAAUUUGACUCAUUGGUGGCAUCCAUACAUGACAGCUAUGGUUGAUAAUCAUGUCAGAGAAUGCCAAGUGUGUAUCCAAUACAAUGUCAGACCUACGGUUCACCCGCAUCAAGGGGUGUUUCCGUUACCAAAAAUACCUGGGGAAGAAAUAAUCAUUGAUUACACAGACAUGAUUAACAGUGUGAGAGGGUGCCGAUAUCUUCUGGUCGCCGUGGAUGCAUACACUGGUUGGCCAGAAGCGGUACCCACUAGACACGAGGAUUCCCAGACAGUGAUUAAGUUUCUCAUUAAUCACUACAUACCAACGCACGGCUUUCCAAAAAAAAUACGAUCUGAUAACGGAAGUCAUUUUAAAAGCCAGGAUUUGCUGACGGUUGAGAAAGCAUUGGGUUUGAAACAUGCAUAUGGAACGGUUUAUCAUCCACAAUCUCAGGGAAAGGUUGAACGGAUGAAUCAGACUCUGAAAAACAAGAUGGGCAAGAUAUGUGCGCAGACGAAAUUGAAUUGGGUUGAUGCGUUACCGAUUGCUUUGAUGUCAAUACGAAGCUCGGUAAACACUACUACAAAGUUUACGCCCUAUGAGUUGUGUACCGGAAGGCAAUUUCCUGGACCGGCAGCGGGGUUGAAAUUGUCAAAUGAUGUUCAAAGUUGGUUGCAAUACAAGCCAUAUUAUGAUCAAGUAACUGCUUUGGUGUCAGCUUUUUCCUCACAGGUUGCCGCUGAAAGGGGGACCCAAGAAGGAGACCGUCAGACACCCACAACAGAGUGGGUGCUUCUUAAGGUCAUCAAGCGAAAGUGGACAGAGCCACGUUGGACGGGUCCGUUUGAGGUGGUUGAGAGAACUACGCACGCUGUCCGCCUCAGAGCGAUCGACAAGAAACCCCCUCCGUACCAACUAACAAACAUCCAGAUCGAACAGACUGUGGCCUUUUUGGCCGAGGAGAACUCUGAAAACAAUGCCCAAUACCAGCCCACCCGAAGUAAUGACAGGAGGACCAGGAUGGACGAGAGGGAGAUGGCUGGACCGGAAGACGCCAACGAGAACCCAUUGUCUUGA
This is a messenger RNA of Engraulis encrasicolus (European anchovy), 2643 nucleotides long. RefSeq lists its product as uncharacterized. Gene Ontology annotation, molecular function: nucleic acid binding. The coding region runs from base 1 to 2643 and encodes 880 amino acids. The transcript has 7 exons. The record is from RefSeq and is a predicted model, not a curated record. Gene Ontology annotation, biological process: DNA integration. Lineage: Eukaryota; Metazoa; Chordata; Actinopteri; Clupeiformes; Engraulidae.